CCAGGGUGGACCUGUGUGAGGUGAUUCAGCCGCUCAGCAUCACUGUUUACCGGAGACACGGACCGCAGGAGCGGCACCGGAGACCUGCCCCUGGAACCGGAGAGCCGUACCGGAGAACUCGACGUCUUGUGGCCGGCGGACGAGCGGCAUUGUUGGGCGUGCUGUCGCUGAAUCUCCCGGUGUUGCGGUGUUUUGUUGUGCGGGAUGGACGCGGUGGAGGGCGGAGUGUGCGGGGUGAAGGUGAUGUGCCGCUUCAGGCCGCUGAACGACGCCGAGCGGAGCCGCGGAGACAAAGAAGUCCCGAAAUUUAACGGAGAGGACACGGUGGUGGUGGCGGGGAAGCCGUAUGUGUUUGACAGAGUUCUUCCUCCGAACACGGAGCAGGUUCAGGUGUACGACGCCUGCGCCAAGCAGAUCGUCAGAGAUGUGCUGGGCGGCUACAACGGCACCAUCUUUGCUUACGGUCAGACGUCGUCAGGAAAGACUCACACCAUGGAGGGGAAGCUGCACGACCCCCGGGUGAUGGGAAUCAUCCCUCGCAUCGCCAGCGACAUCUUUGACCACAUCUACUCCAUGGACGAGAACCUGGAGUUCCACAUCAAGGUGUCCUACUUUGAGAUCUACCUGGAUAAGAUCAGAGACCUGCUGGACGUGUCAAAGACCAACCUGGCGGUUCACGAGGACAAGAACCGGGUUCCCUUCGUCAAGGGUUGUACGGAGCGUUUUGUCUCCAGUCCAGAGGAAGUGAUGGACGUCAUCGAUGAGGGGAAAGCAAACCGACACGUAGCUGUAACCAAUAUGAACGAACACAGCUCUCGCAGUCACAGCAUCUUCCUGAUCAACAUCAAGCAGGAGAACGUGGAGACGGAGCUGAAGCUGUCGGGGAAACUUUACCUGGUUGACCUGGCAGGUAGCGAGAAGGUCAGUAAAACAGGAGCAGAAGGUUCCGUGUUGGAUGAAGCCAAGAACAUCAACAAGUCUCUGUCGGCUCUGGGGAACGUCAUCGCUGCUCUGAGCGAAGGAACGAAAACCCACGUCCCGUACAGAGACAGUAAGAUGACCAGAAUCCUGCAGGACUCUCUGGGAGGAAACUGUCGAACCACCAUCAUCAUCUGCUGCUCGCCGUCCGUUUACAACGAGGCCGAGACCAAGUCUACACUCAUGUUUGGACAGAGAGCUAAAACCAUAAAGAACACCGUGUCUGUGAACCUGGAGCUGACCGCUGAGGAGUGGAAGAAGAAGUACGAGAAGGAGAAAGAGAAGAACAGGAGUCUGAACAUCAUGAUCCAGAAGCUGGAGAAUGAGCUGAAACGCUGGAGGAAAGGUGAGUCUGUACCUGUGGAGGAACAACUGAGCAGAAACAAGAAGAGUGGCGCCGAGGCGACAGCAGUGAUUGACAGCUUGGCCCCGCCCCCUGUCCCUCUGUCCAAUGAGGAGAAGACGCAGUACGAGACGCUCAUCACCGACCUGUACCAGCAGCUGGACGACAAGGACGAUGAGAUCAACCAUCACAGCCAGACGUCAGAGAAGCUGAAACAGCAGCUGGUGGAGCAGGACGAGCUGCUGGCGUCCAGCCGGCAGGACUACGAGCGGCUGCAGGACGAAGUGUCCCGCCUGCAGAGGGACAGCGACUCGGCCAAAGAGGAGGUGAAGGAGGUGCUGCAGGCGCUGGAGGAACUCGCCGUCAACUACGACCACAAGAGCCAGGAGGUGGAGAACAAGAACCGGUGCAACGAGCAGCUGAACGAAGAGCUCGCCCACAAAACGGUGAAUCUGGAGGCGGCCCAGAGGGAGCUUUUAUCUCUGCAGGACGUCAGCUCUCAUCAUAGGAAGCGUUCGGCAGAAAUCCUUGGUCUGCUGCUCAGAGACCUCAGUGAAAUCGGCAGCGUCCUCGGAACCACCGAGCUCAAAGCGAUGACGGAGGUGAGCGGCGUGAUGGAGGAUGAGUUCACCACGGCUCGCCUCUACAUCAGCAAGAUGAAAUCUGAGGUGAAGUCUCUGGUGAACCGAAGCAAACAGCUGGAGCUGAGCCUGAUGGAGAACAGCUGCCGGACCGAGGCCACCGAGAAGGAGCUGAGCACCUGCCAGCUGCUGGUGUCGCAGCUGCAGGCGAAGCUGGCGUCUCUGAGCAGCGACCUGCAGAAGAUGGAGCAGAAGAAGAGGCAGCUGGAGGAGAGUCAGGACGCCCUGAUGGAGGAGGUCGCCAAACUCACCGCCCAAGGUCAAAUGCACGAGGUGAACGUGAUGGACAAAGAGAAGGAACACAUGAGCCGACUGAAGGACGCCGUGGACAUGAAGAGGACGUUGGAGGAACAGAUGGAGAACCACAGGGAAGUCCACCAGAAACAGCUGAGUCGACUCCGAGACGAGAUUGAGCUGAAACAGAGACACGUGGACCAGCUCAAAGAUGUGAACCAGGCUCUGCAGCUGGAGAACAGGAAGCUGCAGUCCGACUUGGACAAACUGAGAACCGAGGAUCAGAACAAAGAGCAGAAGCUCCAGAAGCUGCAGUUCCUGAACGAGAAGCGAGAACAAGCCAAAGAGGACCUGAAGGGUUUGGAGGAGACUGUGGCCAAAGAGCUUCAGACGCUCAACAACCUCCGGAAACUCUUCAUCGAGGACCUCGGAACCAGAGUCAAGAACAGUUUAGAGAACGACGACGACGACGCCGGCGGCAGUUUGGCUCAGAGACAGAGGAUCAUCUUCUUAGAAAACAACCUGGAGCAGCUCAGCAAAGUCCACAAACAGCUGGUUCGUGACAACGCAGAUCUCCGCUGUGAGCUUCCAAAGCUGGAGAAGCGUCUCCGGGCAACGGCUGAGCGGGUAAAAGUUCUGGAAACCGCCCUGAGGAACGCCAAAGAGUCGGCCAUCAGGGACCGCAAGCGCUACCAGCAGGAGGUCGACCGCAUCAAGGAGGCCGUCCGCUCCAAGAACGUCUCCCGGAGAAGUCAUUCGGCUCAGAUCGCUAAACCGAUCAGAGCCGGACAUCAGCACCAUCAGUAUCCGUCCUCAUCGCCAUCCGUCAGGCCGACCAUCAGAGGGGGCGGGGCAACGUCCAGUCCGCAUCACCACUACGCCCGGCAACAUCAGGCUCAGCAGCAACAUCAUCAUCAGAGCCACAGCAAGUAGGGCUCCAGGUUGCUGACGCCUCCAGAUCAGUUUGUGUUUCUGUGGAUCUUUGAUUCUAAACUCUCCUGUUUUCACCGUUCUGCCUUUACUGGAACCAAACUCCUCGAUUCUCCAACCUGAACAACCAACAAGUGCUUUGUGUUCUGAGUUCUGCUGCUCGAGUCUGUCGGAAAGAUUCACUGCAUCCAGGUUUCUUUCAGUUUCAGUUUAGCUCGGAUAGUACAACGUCAACGUUUCAUUACUCUGCCUUUAGUCAACAGUGAGGGAGAUUCUGAUUUAAACUUAUCACAGGUGAAAGGCACCGGGUCGGUCCUCUGGCUGAGUGUUGCUUUGUUGGAGUUCUCCCUGGAGAACCAGAGGGUUGCCUCUUUGUGAUUGUGUGUCUUGAAGGGGAAAACUCGGCCUUCUUGGAGUCUCUGGGUGGUUCCUGGAAGGGGUUCCAGCAGGGACUCCAUAGUUCUCCUGGAGGACUUCAACAGUCACCUUAAAAUAAUGAAGGAACCUGGAGGAGGUGAUUGGGAGGAACGGUCUACCAGAACUGAACCCGAGUGGUGUUCUGUUAUUGGACUUUUGUACUAGUCAUGGCUUGGUCAUAAUGAAUACCAUGUUCCAGCACAAGGUGGCUCAUAAGUGUAGUUGGUACCAGAACACCUUAGAACAAAGGUCGAUCAUCAACUUUGUAGUUGAAUGUCUUGGACAUUUGAGUGAACAGAGGAGCAGAGCUGUCAACUGAUCUCCACCUGGUGGUGAGUUAGAUCCAGUCUGGUAAACCCAAAUGAGUAGUGAGGAUAAACUGGGUUCUUCUGGUGGAGGCCCCUGUCCAUAGGGUCUUUAACUCCCACCUCUGGAAGAGCUUCUCCUGCAUCCCAGUGGUUGGUGGGGACAUGGAAUGUGAAGCAGUCAUGCUCAAAGCCUCUAUUGUGGAAACAACCGUUAGCAGCUGUGGCCAGAAGGUCACUGGUGCCUGUCAUGGUGGCAACUUCAGUCCAUAUCUGCAGUAGUGGUCACCAAGGUAGUCAAGAAACUCUUCAGUGAAAAGGCACCAGGUGUGGCAAGAUUCCCCCCGAGAUGCUGUGGACAUUGUUGGACUGUCGUGGCUGACAGGUCUCUAAAGUGUCACGUGGGCAUCGGGUGCUUGUGAAGUGCUAGACCAUAGUGAUGGUUCCCUUUUUUAAAGGAGGGACCUGAGGGUGUUCUCAUACUAUCAGAGUAUUCCAUAUCCCAGAGUAUCUUCAGCCUCCCAGGCAAAGUUUACUCCAGGAUGCUGGAAGGGAGGCUUCCACCGGUUGUGGAAUGGUGGACCAGUGGACCAGGUCUUCACCCUUGCAGAGCUGCUAAAGGGGUCAUGGGAGUUCAACCAGCCAGUCCAAAUGUGUUUUGUGGAUUUGGAAAAGGCCUACUACCAUGUCCCCUGAGGGGCUCUGUGGGAGGUACUGAGGUAUUAUGGGGACGUUGUCAUUGUACAAAGAAAGUGUGAGCUGCAUUCGCAUUCUUUGCCAAAAGUCAAACAUGUUUCCAGUUGGUGUUGGACUUUCAACCCUCAUCUGUGGUCACGAGCUCUGGGUAGUAGCUGGAAGAAAACCCCAGGGUCGAUCCAGAACCUACUGGAGGGAUUUUAUAUCUCAUCUGGCCUGUGAUAUCACCACAGGAUCCCCUAGGAGGAAAUGGAAAGGAUAGCUAGCUGCCUUUGCAACUCAAUUCAAAAUAAGUGGACAAAAAUGGAUCAAUGGAUGGUUAGAAAUCUUGUUUUUGACUAAAUCUGUCCCAGGUUGCAUUUAUAAAUCAUUAUGUUGCCUCAAAUUCAAAUUCAAAUUAGACUAAAGUCUUUUUCAGUCAGACUCAGCACAGCAACAAACACGCCAUCGAAUAGUUCAUCUCUAUCUGCCUUUCAAUCUACAUUAUGAGGAAUGUUUACACCUUUUAUUCAGGCUUUAGUUUACAGACAGAAGUCAAAUGUAUCUUUUCCACUGAGAGUUUGGAAAAAUUUCACAACAAAAACACAAAAAAUCAGAGCUCAUAAAAAUGUUCAACACAAUCUUCCGUCCAACGUUUGGAAUUAUCUGAGAUUUUAGGAAGCAUUUACGUAUUUUUACAAAAAUAUAUUAAAAUUAAAGACACAUUUGUACCUUUACUCUGAAUGUCACAUUAUAGACUAAGUACAGGUGUCAUUUUCCCAGAAAUGUCUGGAAUUUUAAGGACAGAAUUUUUCAGAGCACAAUUUAAAGUCAAAGAUCUCCCGCAGCUAAUUUGAAAUAUUGCUAAUAGAUUUUACAAACUUUUCCUAUAAAACAAGUAUUUUUUUUCUCACAUUAUCAAAACUUUUCUCUUGUUAAAAAUUCAUUUUCUGGCCUUUGUUUCACAGGACGGUGUAGAAAUACACCAGAUUAUUGUGUUCUGUAUUUAGCAACAAACGUUUACCUCUAAAUAUACUUUUCUUAAAUUGUCACAACUUUAAUAAUUAACCAUCUUUACAAUAAUUUUCUAAGGUUUCUUGUACAACUUUCUAACUUUCGCUCACGUUCAGUUUGUAAGCCAUAACAGGGAUUUUAAUCAGCAUAAAGAAAGUUUUUUUUAUUCUUCGAACUCGCUCUGAAUGUUUUAUCCCACCGAAGUCUUUUUUAAUGUUUAUUACUGAGCUGUUUUUACCGUGUUGUGUUCAGGGGUGUUUCUUACGUGUCCUUGCAGUGAAAACCGCAAUGCACCCGAACGCAUCGCAAGUGUUUUUGUGUGUCUGUCGGCUUCCUGUGUUACAGUGUAGUGCAGUGUCCUGAGGUGAAAUAACGCUGCUGGACCUUCUCAAAUGUAUUAUUAUUAUUGAGUUGUUAUUAUUAUUAACACAAUGCCGAUCAGCCAAUCAGAGCGUCGUGUUGCCUUCAGUGUUAGUCGGGAUAUUUGCAGCACAGAGUUGUGUUUAAGUGUUUAUUCAUGUAUCGAUGGAACUUGCUGUCGACGACCAAACUGAUUCCCAUCCUGAUUAAAGUGUUCGUGCUUCGGUUCGCUGGUGAAUCAAAUGAAAAACCUUCUGUGGAGUUUUACAAACGUGGAUCAUCAGGGUGGGUUUUGUGUCCAUGAAGAGAUUCAUAAAGAUGUGAAGAAGAAGAAGAAGAAGAAAGUGAUUUAUGGUGAUCUGCCAUCGUUCUGUAAUAAACUUCAACUAAAACUUC
Molecule: messenger RNA, 6293 nt
Organism: Amphiprion ocellaris (clown anemonefish)
Lineage: Eukaryota; Metazoa; Chordata; Actinopteri; Pomacentridae
Product: kinesin heavy chain-like
Exons: 26
Coding region: 205-3129 (974 amino acids)
Biological process (GO): microtubule-based movement
Molecular function (GO): microtubule motor activity; ATP binding; microtubule binding
Source: RefSeq, a predicted model, not a curated record